This is a messenger RNA of Homo sapiens (human), 1612 nucleotides long. It is a transcript of the gene METTL17, whose product is annotated as methyltransferase like 17. Gene Ontology annotation, molecular function: mitochondrial ribosome binding; S-adenosyl-L-methionine binding; small molecule binding. The record is from RefSeq and is marked validated. Gene Ontology annotation, biological process: ribosomal small subunit biogenesis; translation. NCBI's taxonomy places the organism in Eukaryota, Metazoa, Chordata, Mammalia, Primates, Hominidae. Bases 24 to 1460 code for a protein of 478 amino acids. Gene Ontology annotation, cellular component: intracellular organelle lumen; mitochondrial matrix. The transcript has 13 exons.
GUUUCCGGUUCGCCUCCGGAGCCAUGGCGGCGGCACUGAAGUGUCUACUGACAUUAGGAAGAUGGUGCCCCGGCCUUGGAGUGGCUCCCCAGGCCCGGGCGCUCGCCGCCUUAGUACCCGGAGUGACCCAGGUAGAUAACAAGUCCGGUUUCCUGCAGAAGAGGCCUCAUCGCCAGCACCCUGGCAUCCUAAAGCUGCCGCACGUGCGGCUGCCACAGGCACUGGCUAACGGUGCCCAGUUAUUGCUACUUGGGAGCGCUGGGCCCACUAUGGAGAAUCAGGUGCAAACACUGACCAGUUAUCUCUGGAGCAGACAUUUGCCUGUAGAGCCAGAGGAGUUGCAAAGACGGGCUAGGCAUCUUGAGAAAAAAUUCCUGGAAAACCCAGACUUAUCUCAGACAGAGGAGAAACUUCGUGGAGCAGUGCUACACGCACUACGUAAAACUACCUACCAUUGGCAAGAACUGAGCUACACUGAGGGACUGAGCCUGGUGUAUAUGGCAGCAAGACUGGAUGGUGGCUUUGCAGCAGUCUCCAGAGCAUUCCAUGAGAUCCGGGCUCGAAAUCCAGCAUUUCAGCCACAAACUUUGAUGGACUUUGGCUCAGGUACUGGUUCUGUCACCUGGGCUGCUCACAGUAUUUGGGGCCAGAGCCUACGUGAAUAUAUGUGUGUGGACAGAUCAGCUGCCAUGUUGGUUUUGGCAGAAAAACUACUGAAAGGUGGUUCAGAAUCUGGGGAGCCUUAUAUUCCAGGUGUCUUUUUCAGACAGUUUCUACCUGUAUCACCCAAGGUGCAGUUUGAUGUAGUAGUGUCAGCUUUUUCCUUAAGUGAACUGCCCAGCAAGGCUGACCGCACUGAGGUAGUUCAAACCUUAUGGCGUAAGACAGGUCAUUUCCUGGUACUGGUGGAGAAUGGAACAAAAGCUGGGCACAGCCUUCUCAUGGAUGCCAGGGAUCUGGUCCUUAAGGGAAAAGAGAAGUCACCUUUGGACCCUCGACCUGGUUUUGUCUUUGCCCCGUGUCCCCAUGAACUCCCUUGUCCCCAGUUGACCAACCUGGCCUGUAGCUUCUCACAGGCGUACCAUCCCAUCCCCUUCAGCUGGAACAAGAAACCAAAGGAAGAAAAGUUCUCUAUGGUGAUCCUUGCUCGGGGGUCUCCAGAGGAGGCUCAUCGCUGGCCCCGUAUCACUCAGCCUGUCCUUAAACGGCCUCGCCAUGUGCAUUGUCACUUGUGCUGUCCAGAUGGGCACAUGCAGCAUGCUGUGCUCACAGCCCGCCGGCACGGCAGGUAUGGGGGGUGUGACCAAAAUCAGUGGGAUGUGGCAGGAAGCUGCAGCCCACGCCAGCAUCUGUUUCCACAGGGAUUUGUAUCGUUGUGCCCGUGUCAGCUCCUGGGGAGAUCUUUUACCUGUGCUUACUCCGUCUGCGUUUCCUCCAUCUACGGCUCAGGAUCCCUCUGAGAGUUGAUGAGGAUGUGUAACAAGUAUUUUCUUCUAUCGUGCCUGCCAGGGCUGAAGCUGCCUGGUAUCCAGGAGGGGAAUGCUGGUAUCCCCAUAUGUCUGUGUUUGUUUGAGAUUUUUAAUAAUAAAUAAUAAAUUUUUGAAGAAUGGAA